GGAGGGAGGGAGGGAGAGAGCAACUGCUAAAAUCGCCGCCGAUCGGGACCAACUCAGUAUGCAAUUAAAGCCCUUCAACUCCUUCAGCAUCGCCUUCAUGAUGAGCGGCGCACUCUUGCUCGUUUUCUUCUGCAGCUUCCUCGAAUUCCCUUUUCUAUCAACCUCAAUCAAACCCAUCAACGAUCCGACCAAGUUCACACCCGACCCCUUUACCAACUUGAUCGGCGCCUUCAGGAAGUGGGAUGCCCAAGUGGGUUGCUCUCGUUUCAGAGAGAAGCACAAGCUGCAGAUGUUGCAGAACAAGUCUUCUUCUCUGCAACAAAUUCGCGGCGAAUCGGAGUGUGGGGAGGCGAAAUCGGAGCAUGUUAGCGUGCUGGUGAAAGGGUGGACUUGGAUUCCUGAUAAUUUGGAUAGUUUGUAUUCAUGCUCGUGUGGGUUGAGCUGUUUGUGGACUAAAUCUCCUGUUCUUGCUGACAAGCCUGAUGCUUUGCUGUUUGAGACUACUACACCUCCCCUUCAGAGACACAGUGGAGAUCCACUUCGCGUGUACAUGGAUCUUGAGGCUGGCAGGAAGCGAUCUGGUGUUGAGGAUAUAUUUAUAAGUUAUCACGCCAAAGAUGAUGUGCAAUCCACCUAUGCCGGUGCACUCUUUCACAAUGGUCGAAAUUAUCACGUGUCUCCCUAUAAAAACAAUGAUACACUUGUUUAUUGGUCAUCAUCACGCUGUCUGUCUCAAAGAAAUAUUCUUGCCCAUAAGCUUCUCAGCUUACUACCUCACCAUUCAUUCGGCAAGUGCUUGAACAACGUCGGUGGCUUGGACAUGGCCCUUUCUUUCUACCCCGAUUGUGCCGGUGAUACGGCCACCCAGAAAUGGUGGGACCAUUUGCAUUGUGCCAUGUCUCACUAUAAGUUUGUUCUUGCUAUCGAAAACACAAUGACAGAGAGUUACGUGACGGAGAAGCUAUUUUAUGCCCUAGAUUCCGGUUCAGUUCCAAUCUACUUUGGUGCCCCUAAUGUCUGGGACUUUGUUCCUCCCCAUUCGAUAAUCGAUGGCACUAAAUUUAAGAGCUUGGAGGAAUUGGCGUCUUACGUGAAGUCCCUCGCCAACGACCCAGUUGCGUAUGCCGAGUACCAUGCGUGGCGAAGAUGCGGGGUAAUGGCGAAUUACGUCAAAACCCGCGCAUUGAGCCUCGACACAUUACCAUGCAGACUCUGCGAAGCUGUUAGCAGAAAAGGUGGGAGAAAUGGAAGAACCAAGUGAAAUUUUUAUGUUUUAUGUAUAAUUUGUAUACAAGCACAGCUGAUACAUGUAUUAGUGAAAAGAAGAGAAAACUGGGAAUUGAUUAGAAAUGAAAUUAACGGACAAUUUUUGUCGAAUUUAUUUU
Messenger RNA from Malus domestica (apple), 1385 nucleotides. RefSeq names its product alpha-(1,4)-fucosyltransferase-like. Gene Ontology annotation, cellular component: membrane. Lineage: Eukaryota; Viridiplantae; Streptophyta; Magnoliopsida; Rosales; Rosaceae. The record is from RefSeq and is a predicted model, not a curated record. Gene Ontology annotation, molecular function: alpha-(1->3)-fucosyltransferase activity.